AUGGCAGACGGCGAGUCGCUUCACCUGACGCGUGUCGGCAGCGUGCGCCUCGAGGUUAUUGCGCGCGGCGCUAAAGCGGUAGUGACGCUCACGGAUGUGUACUUGGUGCCGCGACUGGCAAAGAACAUAGUGUCGUACGGCAAGCUCGCCAACAAAGGAUUUGCCCUAGUUCACUCCGGCGAAAGGCGCUCGCUCGCUCGGUACAGAGAUGGUGCGGUCGUGUUCGAUGUCACAAUCGACAGCAACGUGCUGUAUGUCGUGAAGAAGGCCACGCGCGACAAGGAAGGUGCAGGCGGAGACGCGAUCAUGGCGGCGCUCGAAGCGAAUGCAACGGAAAUCAAUGCCGACGAGCCGCACGAAGCCUCGCUGUUGCACUGGCACCAGCGACUCGGCCACCUUGCGUUCAAAACGAUCGAACGCAUGGCGCGCGAUCCGGUAUCGGGCAUUCGGCUCAGCAACAACAAACGUAUGGCGUGCGUGUCGUGCCUCGAGGGCAAGUAG
Peronospora matthiolae is the source of this 501-nucleotide messenger RNA. The record is from the annotation of a GenBank genome assembly. Lineage: Eukaryota; Oomycota; Peronosporomycetes; Peronosporales; Peronosporaceae.